This is a messenger RNA of Gossypium arboreum, 780 nucleotides long. RefSeq lists its product as uncharacterized. The record is from RefSeq and is a predicted model, not a curated record. The transcript has a single exon. Lineage: Eukaryota; Viridiplantae; Streptophyta; Magnoliopsida; Malvales; Malvaceae. Bases 1 to 780 code for a protein of 259 amino acids.
AUGGCUCCAUUUAGGAAUUUUGCUUACAAUUGUUUCACUUUUGGGGAAGUGGAUUUGGUGCUUACCAUGGAGGAAUAUACUACUCUGUUGAGGUGUCCAAAAGUUCAAGUCAGAAAAGCUUAUGCUAAGGUUUUUAAUGGUCUAACUUUUGCGAAGAAAUUGAUGAAUAUUUCGGGGAUGAACGAGCCUUGGGUCACUACUCGAAUUCAACAAAAGGGAGAUAGUAAAUGUAUUCCUUGGGAGAAUUUGAGAAAUUUGGUUUUAACACAUCCGGAUGAAAGGAAGAGGGUCGAUAUCUUUGCCUUAAGCAUCUUUGGAUUGGUGAUUUUUCCUAAGGCUUUAAGAAAUGUGGAUGAGGCAGUCACUGACUUAUUCGAUUGUCUUGAGAAGGGAAUCACACCUGUACCUGCAAUACUGGCUGAGACAUUCAGAUCCUUGAGCAUGUGUCGGAGGACAGGCGAAGGUCGAUUUAUUGGAUGUGCACAGCUUUUGAUGGUUUGGUUUCAUGGGCAUUUUUGGAAAGUGAACAAGGUUUCCUACCGGGUCUUCUCUGAAAGUUAUUCCCCAUUAAAGGAGGAGGCAGCUAUGCCAAUGAGAGAUGAUAUUUCAGAGGAGAAAUGGAUGGAAAUUCUUCAAAAUCUCAAGGAGGAGGAUAUAGAGUGGAGAGCUUUUUGGAUGGUUCUUGAUGAGAUUCUGUAUCGAUGUGGGAACUUUGAUUGGGUACCAUUGUCAGGAAUUUGGGGAGCCACAGGAUAUACUCCUUUUCUUGCAUUAAGAUAG